Zingiber officinale is the source of this 3924-nucleotide messenger RNA. Its product is annotated as U-box domain-containing protein 35-like. Bases 1 to 3924 code for a protein of 1307 amino acids. Lineage: Eukaryota; Viridiplantae; Streptophyta; Magnoliopsida; Zingiberales; Zingiberaceae. Gene Ontology annotation, biological process: protein phosphorylation. Gene Ontology annotation, molecular function: protein dimerization activity; protein kinase activity; DNA binding. The record is from RefSeq and is a predicted model, not a curated record. The transcript is spliced from 11 exons.
AUGAACAAGACUGGUGUUACAUCUCAUUUUUUGAGGCACCUUAAGGGUUGUAUGAAGAAGAAGAUUACUGAGCAAGGACAAAAUAAUAUUACUCUCUCUACAACUAUUGUUGAAUCAGAAACUGUCAAUGCUGUCCAUAAUUUCAAGUAUGAUCAUGGGAAGAUAAGGGAGAUUCUUUCUCACAUGAUUAUUGUUCAUGAGCUACCAUUCCUUUUCUCAGAAUAUGAAAUAUUCAAUUUAUUGAUGAGGACUGCUACUCCAUAUUAUCAGAAGAUUAGUCGUGCUACUGUGAAAAAAGAUUGCAUAACUUCUUAUGAAAUUGAGAAGAAAAAAGUUAUGACAUCAUUAAAAGAUGUGAGUAGGGUUAGUGUGAUUACUGAUUUAUGGAAGUCGGAUCAAAAGGUUUCAUAUAUGGUUGUCACUUGUCACUAUGUGGAUUCUAGUUGGAAUUUGCAGAAGCGGAAUCUAAAUUUUUUAGAUGUUCCUCCACCUCAUAACGGUGUUUCCAUUUGUGAUGUGUUGAAUAAGUGUUUGGUUGAAUGGGGAAUUGAAAAUAAGGUAUGGUCAGUUACAGUGGAUAAUGCUAGUUAUAAUGAUGUAGCUGUGAGGAUGUUGAAAGAUAACCUCUCUUAUAAAAACAAUCUUCCUCUUAGUGGCAAAUUAUUUCAUGUAAGAUGUUGUGCACACAUAUUGAAUCUUUUGGUGCAAGAUGGGUUAUCUGAAAUUGAAGAUAUUGUUUUCAAUGUGCGUGAAAGUGUGAAACACAUAGCUGCUUCAGAGACUCGUGUUAAUAUAUUUAGUGAAAUUUCAAAGCAAUUGAAACAAUCUUCAAAGAAGCUUGUUUUGGAUUGUUGCACGAGGUGGAAUGCAACAUUUUAUAUGUUAUCGGCUGCUUUAGAGUUCAAAGAUGUUUUUCCUAGAUAUGCAGCAAGGGAUGUAGCUUAUACUUUUUUGCCAAGUGAGGACGAUUGGAAAAAGGUUAAUGUUGUUUGUUCAUUUCUCGAGGAAUUUAAUGAAGUAACUCAUCUUAUUUCAGGAAGUGAAUAUCCUACUUCUAACUUGUUUGUCCUUACUGAACUUUAUACCAUAAAGAAAUUGUUAAAUCAGGCAAGUUCAGAUGAAGGAAGUUUUAUGGCAGCAAUGGCUAACAAGAUGAAGGCUAAAUUUGAUAAAUAUUGGGGUGAUAGCAACUUAUUAAUUUCUAUAGCAGUAGUGUUAGAUCCAAGGAACAAGAUGAAAUUGAUUGAAUGGUGUUUUUCAGAGAUCUAUUCUCCUGGUGAUGCAAUUGAGCACAUUUCUACUGUUCAUGAGACAUUGCGCAUGUUGUACAAUGAGUAUGUUGAAGCUCAUAAAACUACUGUUGGCAGCAGCAAUGUUCAAGAUGAAACUCAAAGAGAAAGUUCUAUUGGUCGGACUAAUUUAAAUGGAAGAGGAAAAGGUAAAGUAAGGGCACAAUUUUAUAGUUACAUUAAGAAUGUUGACAGUAUUGAGCAAGUAAAAUCUGAAUUAGAUGUGUACUUGGAUGAAGGAUGUGUUAUUUGUGAAGAUGACAUUAACUUUGAUGCAUUGUCAUGGUGGAGAAUUAACAACUUAAAGUUUAGGAUCUUAUCAAAAAUGGCUUGUGAUGUACUAUCAAUUCCGAUAACUACAGUUGCUUCUGAAUCGGCUUUUAGUGCCGGUGGUAGGAUUGGUUGCGUGCUCAUUAUGGAAUCAAGAAAAAAAUCAAAGAGAUCCAAUUUACUUAGUUGCUGUCUUUAUCGUCAACUUUCAAAAGUGGCCGUGGACAAGGAUAAGAGCAGCCAAGGAGCCUUGAAAUGGGCCCUCGAUAAUGUCGCAGUCAGGGGCCAAACCCUCAUCCUCAUUCACGUCAACACUCAUGCCGUUUCACCGGAUAGCAUACGCAGGGAAAUACUUACUCCUUUUCGAUGUUUCUGCACCAGAAAAGAUAUCAAAGUCAUGGAUAUGAUCUUGGAGGGCACUGACGUAGCUAAGGGCGUAGUGGAGUUCAUCUCUCAGUCGGGGAUCAACAAACUAGUCGUCGGAGCAUCGAGAGGAGGCUUUGUGAGAUCAUUCAGAAACUUGGACAUCAGCGUCAACAUUUACAAAACCGUGCCUGAUUUCUGCACUGCUUAUGUGAUAAGCAAAGGCAAGCUCUCCUCUGUUAAAAAUGCGAUCCGACCAGCUCCGGCCGUUUCGCCUUUGAGAAUCCAGCUCCAGAAACAAGCCAACGCAGAUCAACCAAGUCAACAGGAGAAGAAAGGUGAUGCUGCAGCUGCGACUCUCAAACCGAGUAAAGAAACAGAAUCAAUCAGGUCACCGUUGACGAGAGGGGCCUAUGCAUAUAAGUCUGAUGUAGAUUUGACGUCGGGCAGUGACAUAUCGUUUGUAAGCAGUGGGAGGAGGAGCACUGAUCAGGUCUUCCCUCCGAGGAUCUAUUGCCUGCCUGACAACGACCUUGCUCACAGCUUCGAGUCUCGACUAUCGCCUCGCAAGUCUGUGGGUGUUCAUUCCGCUAUGAACGGGUACUCUUUUUCUCAGGAGAGCUUUGCAUCUGACGCAUCGGAAUAUCAAGAAGCAGAGAUAAAUAGACUGAAACUGGAACUCAAGCAGACAAUGGAUAUGUACAACGCAGCUUGCAAGGAAGCGCUUCUGUCUAAACAGAAGGCAAAGGAGCUCCAUCACUCGAAGAUGGAGGGGAAACAGAGACUCGAAAUCGCCCGACUCGCGGAAGAAGCCGCCUUGGUUCUGGUAGAGAAGGAGAAAGCGAAGUGCAAGGCAGCAUUGGAAGCAGCCGAAGCAGCCCAAAGAAAGGCGGAACUGGAAGCGCAUAAAAGGAGAGAAGUGGAGAUAAAGGCCAUGAAACAAUCCGUCGACAAGAAUCCCUCGAAUUCGUUUGUGCAAACGGACGCGAGGUACAGGAGAUACAAGAUCGAGGAGAUCGAGGAAGCCACAGAGUACUUUGCGGCGGACAAAAAGGUUGGAGAAGGAGGGUACGGUCCCGUCUACAAAUGCUAUCUCGAUCACACGCCUGUUGCCGUCAAGGUACUGCGACCGGAUGCGGCCCAGGGGAGGUCUCAGUUUCAGCACGAGGUUGAGAUUCUAAGUUGCAUCCGGCACCCAAACAUGGUCCUCCUCCUCGGUGCUUGCCCGGAGUACGGUUGCCUGGUGUACGAGUACAUGGCGAAUGGGAGCUUAGAGGAUCGCUUAUUCCGGCGGGGGAACACGCCGCCCAUUCCCUGGCAAUAUCGGUUCCGCAUCGCCGCAGAGAUCGCCACGUGCCUUCUCUUCCUCCACCAAACGAAGCCGGAGCCUCUGGUUCACAGGGACUUGAAGCCUGCAAACAUCCUGCUCGAUCAGAACUACACCAGCAAGAUAAGCGACGUCGGCCUGGCCCGCCUUCUCCCGCCCUCCGUGGCAGACCAAGUCACUCAGUACCGCAUGACGACGGCGGCCGGGACGUUUUGCUACAUCGACCCGGAGUACCAGCAGACGGGCAUGCUCGGCACCAGGUCUGACAUUUACUCCUUUGGAAUCCUGCUGCUGCAACUGAUCACUGCGAAGCCUCCCAUGGGGCUGACCCAUCAAGUGGACCGCUCGAUCGAGACGGGAACGUUUCGACAGGUGUUGGAUCCCUCCAUCCAAAAUUGGCCGAUCGAUGAAGCUUUACGGUUCGCCAAGUUAGCACUCAACUGCGCAGAGCUGAGAAGGAAAGACCGGCCGGACCUAGGAACAGUCGUAUUGCCGGAGCUCAAUUGGCUGAGAGCUUUUGGGGAAGAAAACACGCAGCAAUUCGCAGUGGACAACAACGUCGGCACCUCAUCGUCACACGAUCGAGUUUCUGUGCUGGAUAUCAGGAGUGGCCCUUUGCAUCAGCAAUCAGGAUAUCAGAGCUCGAGCCAAUUUAGCGAAUCGUCGAUCAACUGA